GCUCCGGCGGCGCGGAUGGCGGAGGGCGGCCAGCCCCCGCAGCAGCAGCCACAGCCGCAGCUCCUGGCCGGCGGCGGCGCGGGGUCCGCCCGCGGCGUGAAGCGGGAGCCGGAGCUGGAGCAGCCCAUGGCCGGCGGGGACGGCGCGGAGGGCGGCCACAGCAAGCGGCUGCGGACGGAGGCGGAGGCCGACGGCGGCGGCAUGCAGAACGAGCCUCUGACUUCAGGUUAUCAUGGAUAUCCAGCAAGAGACAAUCAAGGUAACCAGGAGCCAGCAGCAACUCCUGAUGCAAUGGUGCAGCCAUUCACCACAAUCCCAUUUCCGCCACCCCCACAGAAUGGGAUUCCCACAGAGUAUGGGGUGCCACACACUCAGGACUAUGCAGGCCAGACCAGCGAGCACAAUCUGACACUCUACGGAAGCACGCAGCCGCAUGGAGAGCAGAGCACGAACACGGCCAGCACGCAGAACGGAUCUCUUGCACAGACAGAAGGAGGGGCACAGACAGAUGGACAGCAAUCACAGACACAGAGCAGUGAGAAUACUGAGAGCAAAUCCACUCCAAAACGACUUCAUGUGUCUAACAUUCCCUUCCGCUUUCGAGAUCCCGACCUGCGGCAGAUGUUUGGGCAAUUCGGCAAAAUCCUUGAUGUAGAGAUAAUCUUUAAUGAGCGUGGCUCGAAGGGAUUCGGGUUCGUAACUUUCGAGAAUAGUGCUGAUGCAGACAGGGCCAGGGAGAAAUUACACGGCACCGUGGUAGAGGGCCGUAAAAUCGAGGUUAACAAUGCCACUGCGAGAGUGAUGACCAAUAAGAAGAUGGUCACACCUUAUGCAAAUGGUUGGAAGUUGAGUCCUGUGGUUGGAGCGGUGUACGGCCCUGAGUUAUAUGCAGCGUCCAGCUUUCAAGCAGAUGUCUCGCUGGGCAAUGACGCCGCAGUGCCCCUGUCAGGAAGGGGGGGUAUUAACACUUACAUUCCUUUAAUCAUUCCAGGCUUCCCCUAUCCAACUGCAGCCACCACAGCCGCCGCAUUUCGGGGCGCCCAUCUGAGGGGCCGAGGAAGGACAGUGUAUGGGGCAGUGCGGGCAGUACCUCCCACAGCCAUCCCUGCCUACCCAGGAAUAGUCUUACAGGAACCAAUCAUUAGCGCUAAAAUACCUCAGUUGACUGAAGAAAUGUUAACAUCCCGCUCUAAAUCUCUCAGUGGAGUCUCUGUUCCCUUCUCUGAUAUAACAGAUGGGGUGGAUACGCAGCCUACAGAUAUGCACAGCCUGCUACUGCAACAGCAGCCACGGCCGCUGCAGCCGCUGCAGCAGCUUACAGCGAUGGUUAUGGCAGGGUGUACACAGCAGAUCCUUACCAUGCCCUUGCCCCUGCCGCUAGCUACGGAGUUGGCGCUGUGGCGAGUUUAUACCGAGGUGGCUACAGCCGAUUUGCCCCCUACUGAAGUGACGUGAGCCCCCUGCAAAUGGGACAGCCCCCCCAGUUCAUGAGGCCUGGCUAUUGCAAUAUUUACUAGUAGAGGAACUCUAUAGCAAGUUGAGGAGGAAAAACAAAAACAAAA
Molecule: messenger RNA, 1562 nt
Organism: Corvus hawaiiensis (hawaiian crow)
Lineage: Eukaryota; Metazoa; Chordata; Aves; Passeriformes; Corvidae
Gene: RBFOX2
Product: RNA binding fox-1 homolog 2
Exons: 15
Coding region: 16-1455 (479 amino acids)
Biological process (GO): nervous system development; regulation of alternative mRNA splicing, via spliceosome
Cellular component (GO): cytoplasm; nucleus
Molecular function (GO): mRNA binding
Source: RefSeq, a predicted model, not a curated record